CACCAUUGAUUUCCAACUCUAUCUGUUUUUCUCCUAAACACUUUUAUUCUUAUCCUUGUUUCAUUUAAGGCAUAAUUAGCUUAUAUCCAACAAUUUCAUAAAUGCAGGAACUCUCUAAUGGACGCCAUAGGACCAGUCACGGAUAUUAUGAAAGAAGUUAUACCUACAGUUAAGAAAUAUGUCAAGUAUCAGAUAUGUCACAAUGAUUAUGUCAACAAAUUCAAAGAAAUGCAAACAAAGCUGGAGCACCGAAGGGAAGACGUUGCGGCAGGACUGCGUACUCAGCUUAUGCAGCCUGGGAAGAUUGCAAAGCAGGAAGUUGAAGCUUGGCUAAAGGUAGCAGAACAAGAAACUGCAGAAAAUGUGGUUGAAGAUCUAAUCUGCAAAGGGCAAGUAAAACCAAUUGGUGGUCUUCACAUGAUUCUAAAGUUCAGAUUUUUACUCAACGAUGAUGUGCAAGAUGGACUGCUUGGGCAGCCUGGUUUGAAUUUGUAAGCAGGGAAGGAACCUAAAGCCUUAUCGAUGGAAAUUUCCUUUUUCUGCUCUUGCCAUUUCGUCCUUAUAGAUUUUUUUUUUUUU
Molecule: messenger RNA, 579 nt
Organism: Rubroshorea leprosula
Lineage: Eukaryota; Viridiplantae; Streptophyta; Magnoliopsida; Malvales; Dipterocarpaceae
Source: the annotation of a GenBank genome assembly